AUGAAUGUUUGGACAGGAUCCAUUCCUCUCAGCUCGGACUCUAAGUUAGAAGAGAUUCGACUGGUCGAUCCGAAUUCCUACUGGCAAUCCGAGCUAUCCAAAGAGUCUCAACUCAAACUCCGCAGCUUCGUCAAUCCAGCACUCAUCCCACUGCAUGCACGAGCCGGUCCCAACCUCGAGCUACACACAUCUCAUGCGGGAACAUCAAGAUGGCUCCAGAGGAAGCUAACAGGCGCCCUCUGGCUAAAUGAAGAAGACCCAACACUCCAGCAAUCAUUACAAUGCCCAGUUGGUCUGCUGGUUAGUGUAGAAGGCAACACUAAAUCAGGCAACGCAACCCCAUCAAGUCUGUUAGUCUACGGCGUGCUAUCCAGCGCAACAUCAUGCACACGCCCACCCACCCCACCGCAUUCAUCCCCUUCCGAGACCCCAGGUCAAAGCAACACACUACAGCGUGCCCCCUUCGAACUCAGAAUCUACGCCGCGCCACUAUCAACUUCACGACUCACUCAAGCCCAGGCCUACCCGUCUCCGCCACGCUCCAACCCAGACCAACCCAUCGAGAACUCGCGCUGCGCAGAGUUCCUACCAGACAUAAGCUCCCCCAGCCCCAAACGCAAAAGAGUCGCAACGCUCUUCGAAGUAGCCGCACAGCACCACCGCCGCGUACGCCAGCGAGGCGGCGAAGCCGUCUCACAACUAAUGGCGCCUUCACGACCUCUCUCCUCAUCACAGAACUUGCAAACGCUACGCAUCAAGCGCGAACCAGAAGAAGACGGUCCCUCCCUACCAUCCCUCGACCGGAUCGUCUCUCACCGUUCCCGAUCCGUCUCUAUCGGGGCGGGCCUACAGCGCCCAGGUAGUGUGCGCGGCCGCGCAACGACAGCCCUCAAUGCCGAUCCGCAAAAGCGUGCUCCGACACCAAACCCGUUCUUGGAUUCUGGUCUGCGCCGUGGACCACAUAUGUCGCAGGGCCAGGGCCCGUCUUCUCUUUCGUUCUCCGAAGAGAAACCCGUGUCUACGCCAGGCUCGCCAGCUAAAGAUCCAGACACUGUGGUUGCAGAGAACAAGAAUCUCAUCACGCGCACGAUCUUGACAUGUAUGCGUCUGUAUGGAUUCCACCGUGCAAAUCCGAAUAUGCGCGCUGCGUCUAUGAGCAAGCCGCCAGGUGGUGCCGGAGAGCCUGAGCCUGAUGCCUCGGGCACAAUGCCGGCACCGGAAGCUUUGCGUGCUGAAACGCCUGCGCCGGGCACCACUGCGGAUGAUGAUGAGUUCAAGGCUAUGUACCAUGCGAUAUACAAAGCUGCUGCUUUUGCGCUCCGCAGGUAUCUAAAACAGACGCCGGGGUUGGCGCCUCCAGUCUUAGAGAAGGAGAAAGCUAUGACUUGUAUUGAUGAGUUACUAAGAUUAUUCUGCGAGGAUCACUGA
Penicillium griseofulvum is the source of this 1428-nucleotide messenger RNA. RefSeq lists its product as uncharacterized. The transcript has 2 exons. The record is from RefSeq and is a predicted model, not a curated record. Lineage: Eukaryota; Fungi; Ascomycota; Eurotiomycetes; Eurotiales; Aspergillaceae. Bases 1 to 1428 code for a protein of 475 amino acids.